Messenger RNA from Brenthis ino (lesser marbled fritillary), 2139 nucleotides. Lineage: Eukaryota; Metazoa; Arthropoda; Insecta; Lepidoptera; Nymphalidae. The record is from the annotation of a GenBank genome assembly.
AUGAUAUCAGUGUUGUUCCAUCGCUCCAAUAUCACAAAGCUAAAUGCGCGGGUCAUACGCGCGGCGGGCUACGACCUCGAUCGAGUCGAACAUUUAACGGUGAUGGACGCGCCGGAUUUAGAACAUGUUGUUGUAGAAGAUCUGACCAAAAUGCCUAAUCUCAAAUCAUUUUUUAUAACCCAAGCGCCUCUAUUACAUAGAAUAGCGCCUUUACCAGCCUUGCCCGAACUGCGCACAUUUAUCAUCACUACAUGCGGCCUCACUGAAGUACCAAACUUAAGCCACGUUCAUGACAAAAACAGUGGAAAUACGUCUCUUGCUUAUUUACAGGCCAUAGAUCUCGAAGGCAACCAUAUAAAGCGCAUACCGACGCACGCGCUGCGAGUCCGCGCUGACCAAGUUUCAUUGAACUACAAUUUGAUUGAGGAAGUACCAGCUCAUGCAUUUAAGAAUUCUCAGAUAUCAAGAUUAAAAAGAAUGUCUAUUUUCAGAAGUUUCAAGGGAAACACAAAACUUAAAAGAAUUGAUGAUUUAGCCUUCGCUGGAAACCUUUUAUUAAGACAGUUAGACCUAAGUAACACAGCUAUAGUAUCACUACCUACUAAAGGGCUGGAAAACCUUGAAGUGCUGAGAAUAGAAAAGACACCAUCAUUAAAAUACAUUCCUUCAAUUUAUGAAUUUCAGCGAUUAGAAAAGGCUUAUCUAACCCACCAUUUCCAUUGCUGCGCCUUCGAGUUCCCCGAGCGACACAACCCCGCGAGGCACGCGCUAUACGAAACACAACUAGCCAUCAUGACCGAUAGAUGCGGAAGAAAUGAACAAAUAAAAGCACAGCAAUUAAGAAAGCGUAGAUCUACAGACGCUAUCGACGUGACGGUAACAACUGUCGAUGCAUACGAUGACAUUAGCGCAUCAAGUGAGGAGUACGUGCCUUGGAAUAGCGGAGAGUAUUUCUCAGAUUCCGGCAGCUUUGAAGACUACGACGAAGACUUUCGCGAACCAGUCAAUAAAAGUUUAGGUGUUGCUGUGUUCGCGGAUUGUGGGAAUUUUAGUCUCAGUCGCAGAAAGGUGCAAUGCACGCCGCAGCCGAAUGCGCUGAACCCGUGCGAGGACGUGAUGGGGUGGGCGUGGCUGCGCGCCAGCGUGUGGCUGGUGGCGGGCGCCGCGCUGGCGGGCAACGCCGCCGUGCUCGCCGUGCUGCUGCGCGCCGACCCCGCCGUGCCGCGCUUCCUCAUGUGCCAUCUCGCCUUCUCCGACCUCUGCACCGGCGUCUACCUCUUCAUGAUAGCCCUCGUCGACAUCAGGUCCUACGGGGAGUUCUUCAACUACGCGUACGACUGGCAGUACGGCGUCGGCUGCAAGAUCGCCGGAUUCUUCUCCGUUUUCUCCGGCCAAAUGUCCGUGUUCACGCUGACUAUAGUCACGCUGGAACGGUGGUUCGCGAUCACGUACGCAAUUUAUUUGGACCGACGUAUUACUUUGAGUGCGGCGGCUAAGAUCAUGGUCGGCGGGUGGUUGUUCUCCAUUUUGAUGGCGGGUCUCCCAUUAGUAGGGGUUUCAGAUUAUUCGUCCACGUCGAUAUGCUUGCCGGUGGAAAGCGAGGGAGUCGGCGACGCGGUAUAUCAAGGCAGCUUGUUUUUAACGAACGCAAUAGCGUGGGUCACUAUCGUAGUCUGCUAUGUACAGAUAUACAGGUCUUUGGGUGGAGGAGGUGAGAAGUAUGGAGGGAGAGGCGCCGCCGCCGCCGCGGAGAGACGUAUAGCUAACAAAAUGGCGCUCCUAAUAGGCACAGAUUUACUAUGUUGGGCACCUGUCGCUUUUUUCGGAGUGACCGCUUUAGCUGGAGUACCGUUAGUCGACGUAAGCCACGGCAAAGUGCUACUCGUAUUCUUUUAUCCAUUAAACGCGUGUGCGAAUCCAUUCCUGUACGCGAUAUUAACUAAACAGUAUCGACGAGAUCUCAUCUCUUUAAUCGCUAGGACGGGGAAAUGUAAUUGGCUGAUUGAAAAAUACAAAUUGGCGGCCACCCCUCCCCCCACCGGACACACCAACCCCUCCGCACCACCGCUUUUACCUCUAGUAGAUUAUAAUAAAUCAAUAACAAAUGUCCAAAAAGAAAAUGGCGAUAUAGAAAUUAUG